AUGGAGAACCCGCACAACGAACGGCAAGCCGUGUUGCUCGAGCGGAUUGUGAAGAACAGCAACAAGGCCACGGAGCUCUUCAUGGAGCUGAACAGGGCUCUUGAGGAAAUCCAUCGCGCGAACGCGUCCAUCCGCACCGCGGCAGAUCUCGUCACGAAAUACAGGCAGAACGUCAAGUUCAACUUUGAGGUGCAGGGUUCGUCCGAGCCGAAACACGAUGUAUAG
Messenger RNA from Punctularia strigosozonata HHB-11173 SS5, 225 nucleotides. RefSeq lists its product as uncharacterized. The transcript has 3 exons. The coding region runs from base 1 to 225 and encodes 74 amino acids. The record is from RefSeq and is a predicted model, not a curated record. Gene Ontology annotation, cellular component: mitotic spindle; DASH complex. NCBI's taxonomy places the organism in Eukaryota, Fungi, Basidiomycota, Agaricomycetes, Corticiales, Punctulariaceae. Gene Ontology annotation, biological process: attachment of spindle microtubules to kinetochore.